Frankliniella occidentalis (western flower thrips) is the source of this 3641-nucleotide messenger RNA. Its product is annotated as zinc finger protein 853-like. The coding region runs from base 1021 to 2304 and encodes 427 amino acids. The transcript has 2 exons. Gene Ontology annotation, cellular component: nucleus. Gene Ontology annotation, biological process: regulation of transcription by RNA polymerase II. NCBI's taxonomy places the organism in Eukaryota, Metazoa, Arthropoda, Insecta, Thysanoptera, Thripidae. Gene Ontology annotation, molecular function: sequence-specific DNA binding; DNA-binding transcription factor activity, RNA polymerase II-specific. The record is from RefSeq and is a predicted model, not a curated record.
CCAUAGGGCAGUGGCUCGAAUAGAACGCCCAGGACACGGACGGCAACCCAGGACAACAACGCGCGCCAGCUCGGCCGGCCGCAGUGCCGACGGUCCACUGAAAACUAAACAAAUAAGCGGUUCACCGCUCUUCCUUAAACGCAAUACUUCACCUUAAAGCGAAAUCACAACAAAAAUACGCUUUAUAACCCCUCUUGAGGCAGGGAUAGGAUAGCAAAUCAUUAAACGUCUGUCUUUGGAUUUUUCAGUGGAUUACUCUCAAAUUCGCGUCUGAAAUAAAAAGCUCGUUUUUGUGUUUGACGCAGUUUUGCAGUUUCGGGAUCAAAAGGGGUAGCAGCAGUAUGGGCACACGUUUUCCAGUGUACUUCCUCAAAAUUUAUCUGCAUGAUGUGAAUAAUUACUUCUUGGUGUUUGUUACUUCUUUGUGCGACAUUUGGUGUUGUAUGCAUCAUAAUUAGUACUGAUUUGUUGUUUUUUGUUGUUGAUUUUUGUUUGUUUCUCUUUGAGUGUCUUAUGAAUGAAUGCUUGCAGUAAAUUUUAGGUGAGGGUGUUAUUGACCAUCCACACAUGUUUUUAGGGAAAAGAUUACAUUUCGAUAGAAACGCGCCCUCUUUUCUACUCGAAACCCAUACCACGUCUGCACCACGCGGCACUUUAAUGCUAUUCAUAGUCACCUUCAUCUGCAUCUUUUUAUUUUCCUUGUUUUACUCCUUCCCGAAAUGCAAAAUGCAGAUUUUAAUAUCGUUUCACUUUAUCAUCACGAAAACGUUUUACUUGAGCGCAGUUUUCCCGGUAGCAUUCGGUUUGCUCGCGGCGGUGCGCUUCGUCUUGCCCCCGUAGAGCGCCCCGUGUGGGUAGGCAACCCGGCCGCGGGGAUGCCUGGCGGGACAGCAUCGACAAAACAUCAGGCGCGCAGCACCGCCGCGGGCGGACAGACUUAUUUCCAUUUCAAUGAGAGAUCCAAAUAAAAAAUCUUCCGAUGUAACGUCGUCUAACUAACUUUACCCUCAAAGAAAACAAAUGUCGGUCCUCCCUCUCUUUGUUUGUCGCCCCCGGCUCCGUCCGGCGCGCCCCGCCCCGUCUCACCCCCGUCUCUCGCCUUGGGUUGCAGGUGCGGCCGCCAAGCGGUACAACUGCACGUCCUGCCCGUACCAGACGGACCGGCGGGACCUGUACACGCGGCACGAGGCGAUCCACCUGGCCGAGAAGCCGUUCCACUGCUACGCGUGUCAGAAACAGUUCAACCGCGCGGACCACGUCAAGAAGCACUUCCUGCGCAUGCACCGCGACCAGCCGUACGACCUGAACCGCAUCCGGCGCCACGCCAGCCGCGGCGGCCACGCCGCUCACGCCGCGUCCAAACCGCCCAGCCCGGCGGUCACCACCUCCGCCACCGCGACCGUGACCACGGCCACGCCCACCGGCAAUGGCAGCGCCACCAUGGCCUUCUACACCAAGUUCGGCAGCGCGGCGGCCGGGACACAGACGCUCGCCGACUCGCUCGCCGACGAGGACGUGAACGGCGCGGCCACCACCUCGCAGCAGGACGAACAGGAACUGCAGCAGGAGCUGCAGCUGCAGCAGCUGGAGCAGGAGCAGCUCGAACUGGAGCAGCAGCAGCUGCAGCAGCACGAGCUGCAACUGCAACAGCAAGAGCUGCAACAGCUGCAGCAACAGCAAAUUAUCCUCCAGACGCAGCCGCUGCACCCCCAGCAGGCCCUCAACGUCCCCAACAUGGCCAACUAUGCGACGAGUGCCAGCAGACUGCUCGCGACCUCUAACGGCCACGUGCUCAAAACUGCCCCAAUGAUGCAGCAGAGCGUGGUUCAGCUGCAGAUGCCCUCCGUCAUCACAGAUUCGUCCUCCAAGGUAGUGGCUGGUGGUGGUGGUGGUGGAGUUGGUGGCGGUGUUGGUGGCUUAGGCGGUGGAGUUCGCGAGAGUGGUGGCGGCGGUGGCGGCAGCGUGGUGGUGCCUGAGGUUGUGGUUCAGGUCGGCGCUGGCGGCGUGGUCCAAGCGGACGACGCGCACGACGCGCACGAGGUGCCCCGCACCAAGGGCGGGCGCGAGAAGCGCUACCCGUGCCCGUACUGCACGUGGUCCGGCGUCGACAACUGGUGCCUCAAGCGCCACCUCAACACCCACCUCAAGCCCUUCGUGUGCGCGCUGUGCGACUAUAAGGCGGCGCGCACGGAACGCCUGCAGACGCACGUCCUCAAGGUGCACAACAAGCGCAGCUGCAUCCGCUGCACGUUCAUGGCGGACGACCAGAACCAGCUCAACGUCCACCUGCAGGAGCACCAGUGAGUAGCCGUAGUCCUGAUCCCCUAUCCCCGCCCUCUUCCCUCUCCCUAUCCUUGUACCCCAUCACCCCCACACAUUUCUGCGUAUGCGCAGGCUUGUGUUCGCGCCGAGCCCUGGUGAGGAGACCCUUGUAAUUGGCUGGAUGAUCGCACAAGUGCAUGUUGCCUGCUCUACUGCUGCCUGCGCGGUGGUGGUCGUUGGUAGUUGGUUGGUGUGGUCAUCUUCCGUGGUGGGUGUUAGAGAGGCCCGUGGUACCUGCGCGGUCUCGACGUUGUCGGUUACACGGUUAGACUUCAGUUAUGAUCGAUCCGGUAGGAAAGGCUUGUUGUUGCUGUAGUCUUAGCGGCUCGGUUAAAUAUGCUGCAUCUUCAUACGUUAUUUUCAUCAUCAUUAUCAUCAUCAUCAUAAAGCUCUUUUUGUAAUCGAAAUAUUUGUGUUGUUUUCUUUUGCCGUCCUAUAGCGGACAUUUUUAUUUAUUUCUCGAAGUUAAAUAUUUAUUAUUUGUUACGAGGAUGUUCCCUCCGUUUUAAUUUAGUUCAUUUUGUUGUGUUAAAUAUUGUGUUUCUAGUCAAGUAUGUAUCAAUACUAAUCAUUGGGACGCGUUGUCGUGUCCCAUUCUGGCAUCAUAGAUGCACAGUUCAAAAAGUUGAAAGAAAUGUAACAUUACUGAGUGGCUGCUAAGUCACACACCUCGUAUGAUCUCUGGGCGCGGUUCUUUUUUCACGAUACUGUUGUUUUUCAGUGGAAGUCCAUCAUCAAUUUACGGAUGCCAAACGUCCUUAGAAAAAAGACUGCUGUAAUAUUGUGUUUCUAAGGCAACGUAUUUUGCUAUUAAUGUAAGAUGUGUUGAUGCUAUUAGCUCUCUACUUAUGGAUCUCAUCCUGCCAUUGACGCAUUAAAACGUGAUAGAAAGAUAUUAAUUGACUUGGUAUAGUGUAAUUUCAUUGGUUGUAUGUGCCACUUACGGCGAUCAUAUGUCACUAAAUUAUUCAAUAAAUACGUAGGUAAUAAAUGUACUAAUGUUAACAAACUUCUUCCGUCAGAACUACUGUCUAUGUCUUUGUGUUCACAUCAAUAUUUAUUAUCUAUGUUUGUAUUGUCUUAAUGUCGAAAUCAUAUUGAAUUUCUUCCAUGUUUUUUUAUAAUGUAGUGUAUUUCGGUGUAAUCUGUCAUUCAUUUUUAUUUUUGUACAUGAGAUUAGCUGUUUGAUUAUUCUACGAGGGCUUCAGAAGUCUUCUUGACUCUUAAAUUUAAUUCCUAAAUUUAAGUAGUUUCAUUGUCGGAUAUCUAGAGCGAAAUGCAUCUUUUUUACGAUUCAUUAAAAGUGGCGUGCUUUGUUA